AUGGAUGAGGAAUACGACGUUAUCGUUCUAGGCACUGGUCUCACCGAAUGUGUCCUCUCCGGCCUCCUUUCCGUUGAGGGCAAGAAGGUCUUGCACAUGGAUCGCAAUGAUUACUACGGAGGAGCGAGUGCCUCGUUGAACCUGACCCAAUUGUUUGCGAAGUUUAGGGACGGACAGCAACCCCCCACCAGCUUGGGACGAGACAGAGAUUGGGCUGUGGAUCUUAUCCCUAAGUUCCUCAUGGCAAAUGGAGAGUUGACCAACAUGCUCGUCCACACUGAUGUUACGCGUUACCUCGAGUUCAAGCAGAUCGCUGGAUCGUAUGUUUACAAGGACGGAAAGAUCGCUAAGGUUCCCUCGAACGAGAUGGAGGCUGUCAGGUCUUCCCUUAUGGGUAUCUUCGAGAAACGCCGUAUGAAGAAGUUCUUCGAGUGGGUCGGUGCUUACAAGGAGAAUGACCCUUCUACCCACCAAGGCCUCAACCUCUACAAGAACACCAUGAACGAAGUCUACUACAAAUUCGGUCUCGACAAAGGAACCCAGGACUUCAUCGGCCACGCCAUGGCCCUCCACCUCGACGACUCUUACAAGCCUAAGCCAGCAAAGGAGACGAUUGACCGUAUCCUUCUCUACCUCGGCUCCAUGGCUCGGUAUGGAAAGUCACCUUACAUUUACCCUCUCUACGGUUUGGGCGAGUUACCUCAGGGCUUCGCGCGUUUGAGCGCGAUUUACGGAGGAACUUACAUGCUCGACAAGAAGAUCGACGAAAUCGUCUACGACGAGGAGGGUGUCGCGAUCGGUGUCAAGAGUGAGGGCGAAGUAGCGAAGGGCAAGCUCAUCAUUGGUGACCCUUCGUAUUUCCCUAACAAGGUCCGCAAGACUGGACGUGUUGUUCGUGCGAUCUGUGUUUUGCAGCACCCGAUCCCUAACACGGAUAAUGCCGAUUCGGUGCAAAUCGUCAUCCCCCAGAACCAGAUUGGUCGCAAGAAUGAUAUCUACAUCGCGGAAGUUUCCUCCACCCACAACGUCUGCGCAAAGGACCACUAUCUGGCUAUCGUCUCCACCAUCGUCGAGACCGACAACCCACACGUCGAAAUUGAACCCGGAAUCAAGCUCCUCGGUCCCAUCCUCGACAAAUUCAUCUAUAUCGCUGAUAUCAUGGAACCCAUCGAGGACGGAACGAAGGAUAAGUGCUACAUCUCAAAGAGCUUUGAUGCGACGAGUCAUUUUGAGACGACGACGGAUGAUGUCAUGAAUAUUUACAAGAGGAUCGAGGGGAAGGAAUUGGUGUUGAAGAAGAGACCGGCGCCUGGGGAGGAGGGGGAUUUGGAGGGUAUGUAA
This is a messenger RNA of Saitoella complicata NRRL Y-17804, 1341 nucleotides long. RefSeq names its product rab GDP-dissociation inhibitor. Gene Ontology annotation, cellular component: cytoplasm. The record is from RefSeq and is a predicted model, not a curated record. Gene Ontology annotation, biological process: small GTPase-mediated signal transduction; vesicle-mediated transport; protein transport. Bases 1 to 1341 code for a protein of 446 amino acids. NCBI's taxonomy places the organism in Eukaryota, Fungi, Ascomycota, Saitoellomycetes, Saitoellales, Saitoellaceae. Gene Ontology annotation, molecular function: Rab GDP-dissociation inhibitor activity. The transcript has 8 exons.